Messenger RNA from Physcomitrium patens, 3691 nucleotides. RefSeq lists its product as uncharacterized. The record is from RefSeq and is a predicted model, not a curated record. Gene Ontology annotation, biological process: protein phosphorylation. Gene Ontology annotation, molecular function: protein binding; protein kinase activity; ATP binding. Lineage: Eukaryota; Viridiplantae; Streptophyta; Bryopsida; Funariales; Funariaceae.
AGUUAAGGGUGGUUUUGCAAGGACUGUUCAGUUGCGGAACUCUCAGGUGCUUUGAGUCGUGGCUCAAGUUAGUUCAGAGAUCGCAGAGCUUCUAUGUAAACAAUGAUCGAUAGUCUCGUCGAUUUUUGACGAUAUUUGUUUGCAAUUAUCUUGCUAUCCAUCUGGGCGCGCAGACGGUGUUUUUUGCAGCUUCGGCUUUGAACUGGGUUCCUCUAUCCCAUAACAGCUCCACAACAGAACAAGCUUCGGGAGUGAUUGUUGCCGAAUCUAGCACUGUUGGUGUUCAGAUGUAACUGCGAAUGGGACACCGGGAAAUUGAUUCUUCCCAGCGCUCGCAGGUACUCAAACAGAUGUUCCACAUGAGGAGCUUUGUCGUGGGCUUACAAGGUGGACAGAGAUGGAUGAUUCCGAAGGAACCAAGACCCGUCCUGCUUCCAAAUCUUCCUACAAUUUGCCGAAGCUUAUGAGCGAACAUGAUUCUUGCACAACACCAUUCCACAUAUUACACCAUAUUGGCUUGACACUCUUUCCCACUGGAGAGACAUGAAAGGGUACAAUGGAAGGUUCUUAACCCCGCUGGUAGUGCUGCUGGUAUUCCUGCACGGGGUAUCUGCUCAAACGCUGAGAGAAGAUGAAGAGAAUUUCUUUGCUUUUCUCAAGAGUGCCCUUCCAAAUUUAUCCUCCGUAUUCAACACUACAAUUCCAACAUGCGACUGGUACCCACGGGUAUACUGCAUUGGAUUGGGAGCUCAGCGACGAAUCUUUCGGUUAUAUCUGGGUGAAUCAGGCUUGAAUGGUUCCAUUCCGAACAACACCUUGGGCGCUCUCUCUGAAUUGUCGGUCCUCGAUCUAUCCAACAAUUUUCUUAGAGGCGAGAUCCCCCCCGACAUUUUCAAGCUCUCAAACCUGGUCCACUUGGGCUUAGCUAACAACAGACUGACUGGGAAUGUGUCUAAUGGGGUGAGCAAUCUAUAUCAGCUGUCGAAGUUAGAUCUCUCAGGGAACCGACUCAGUGGUGCAUUGCCUGGUUCACUUGGCGCUUUGCAGGGACUCAAAUUCUUGGAUCUCCAUGGUAACAAUUUCUCCGGCCCCCUGCCGAAGCUUGUCAAUACGGCUUACAUCAGGUAUCUUGACUUGUCUUCGAACUGGAUUACAGGUGGUAUUCAGUCUGAAACGUUACGUAAUCAAGAGCUGGUGUAUCUGAAUCUGAGUAGAAACUUGCUCUCUGGAGUGAUACCGAAGGGCAUCAAUUCAUUGUGGAGGCUUCGGUUUCUAGACCUUUCGGGAAAUGACUUCGAGGGUGCUAUUCCAGAUUUGUCCAAUUUAGGACAGCUACGAAUGUUUGACGUCUCUUCCAACAGAUUGAAUGGUAGCAUUCCUACUAAUGUGACCAGGCUUCCUUAUUUGCGUACUCUCUCGGUUGCUCAUAAUAAGCUUACAGGCUCCUUGCCAUCACUUCCAUGGGGUCUCAGCAGUGCUAAAAUCAUAAAAGUGGAUUGUAGCGACAAUUUCCUUACUGGUAGCAUUCCGGAGGGUUUGCUUGCGUCGGAAAAUCUGACUAUUUUCCGAUUGGCAAGCAACAAAUUUUCGGGACGCAUACCCAGCAACAUAUCCGAGCAGCUACAGGAGUUGGAUCUGCGAAGCAAUAGAUUCACUGGCGAAAUCCCUGAGGCACUGGCACGAUUACAGUCGCUGAAGUACCUGGAUCUUUCUGCGAACUUGCUCAACGGAAGUAUUCCAUGGGGUUUAACAGAAAUAACUUCCCUACAGCAUUUGAGUUUGACGGGGAAUGGCUUUGAGGAGGGUGUUCUUCCAGAUUUUAGUCAGAUGGGGAGCCUCGAGCAUCUCAAUCUGUCAUACAGCAACAUAGUUGGCGUCAUACCGGCUUCAUUUGGUGAACUUAAGAGUUUGGCGCAACUGGACUUGUCGCACAACCGCCUAAAUGGCUCUAUCCCCACAAAUCUUUCUUGGGCAACCAAUUUGACAUCUCUCGACCUGUCUUACAACAACCUCACCGGAACGAUCCCUCCAGAACUCAUUUCACUGACUUAUUUGAGUAGGUUGAACCUCUCCUUCAAUAAUCUGAGCGGUGAAGUGCCAUCCGCAAAUCAGUGGGGUACUUUGAACCCUUCUUCGUUCGAAGGGAAUCCUCUGCUCUGUGGAGUAGUCGUUGACAGAGUCUGUCCUUACGUCGCUCCUCCUGCACCCUCGCCGUCUCUGCCACUUUUCCCUUCUCCAGAUCUCUCCCCAAGUACUGAACCUCGUGGAUCGUCUUCAAAGACAUUGAAAGUGGGCGCAAUCGUUGGCAUUGCGGUGGGAGCCGCCGUGGCCUUCUGCCUCUGUGCUUCUUUGAGCACAUUAGUUCUCUUCCACAAGCAUAAAUUUAAGAGAAUACCUACACAUGAUCCAAGUCACUUGGCUGGCUCGGUGACGUUUGAAUCGGACCCCAGCGCAUGGGCUGCUCAAGUACCGCUAGCGGCAUCCAUUCCAGUGAUCAUGUUCGAGAAGCCCUUGCUCAACCUCACAUUUGCUGAUCUCUUGCAAGCCACGAACAGGUUCCACAAAGAUUCGAUAAUUUUGGAUGGCGGCUACGGCCCUACAUUCAAAGGCGUUCUGCCUGGAGGCCUCCAAAUUGUAGUAAAGGUCCUCUAUGAAGGUGGCCCUGGAAAUGAACUGGAGAAAGCUGCUCAAUUAGAGGCUCUGGGUAAAAUCAGACAUGAAAACCUCGUGUCUUUGGUCGGCUACUGCAUCGUGCGAGGAGAAAGGCUCCUUGUCUACGAGUUCAUGGAGAACGGAAACGUGUAUCAACGCCUUCACGAUCCCUCCGAAGAAGCGCAUCAUCCAGAUCACUGGACAGUGGAGACAUGGGUGGAUGCACCCGAGAAGUUCAGCGUGACGGAGGAGUUGAGCUGGCCCAUUCGGCACCGGAUUGCGGUAGGUGUUGCGCGAGCGCUCGCAUUUUUGCACCAUGGGUGUUCUCCGAACAUCGUGCACCGUGACGUGACAUCCAGCAACAUCUUGCUUGACUCACAAUAUGAGCCUCACUUGGCAGAGUGUGGCUUGGCUAACUUGGUUGAAUCUCCACGGCACGACACUCCCGUGAUGGGCGGCACGGUAGGCUAUGUUCCUCCAGAGUAUGGACAGACGUGGAAGCCCACACCUCGUGGCGAUGUUUACAGUUUUGGCGUUGUAUUGUUAGAAUUGAUCACUGGAAAAAGGCCCACAGGGCACUUCUUCCACGACAGCUACGGCGGCAAUUUGGUUGGUUGGGUCCGGUCCAUGAUCAAAGAGAAGCGGGGCUACAAAUGCUUGGAUCCAAAGCUACUUGCCACCGGCGUUGAAAGCGAGAUGCUAGAGACUCUAAGAAUUGGGUACCUCUGCACGGCCGAGCUCCCCACCAAGCGCCCGACGAUGCAGCAGGUGGUUGGCUUGCUCAAGGACAUCCACGUCGAGGUUACUUACAUGUAGGCAAUAGAUCACUAACUCAAGUUCGCGCUAUUUUCAUACCAGUGAAUGAAUUCAUAGCUGCCACCUCUAAAUAAGCAAGACGAUUUAGAGCCUUGUGCAAGCUCUUUCCAUUCACUGCUCGUUUCGCAUCACGGACCACAUUCAACUAAAGAAGCAUGGAUUUCUCUCUAUGUACCGCAACCCCGCUGGAAUAGAGAUUUUUUACUUGCACUUGUGAGGCCAA